ACACAGUUUAAAGGUUUCGUUGACACAAUAAGCUUCAUGCUGCUACAGAUACAGGACUGCUAGAUACUCUCAUCUUUGUGUGUCCGUCUUCUUGUUUCGUAACUUUGCGAUCUAUCUCUUCUAAUGCCUCUUCACCAACCUCGGACGCAACUAUGGCUGAAGCAGCGGUAAAUCUGGACAGCCUGUCCCCAGCACAGCAAGAAGCGCUGCAACAAUACACCGCAGUGACGGAUCAAGAUGUCCAGGCAGCUAUCGAUGUCCUUCAACGGUGCCAAUGGAACGUUCAGAUAGCUAUCACGAGGUUUUUUGAUGGCGAACCUGCCGACCCUAUUGCUACAGCCACUCCCGCCGUUCCUCCGCCACAUAACUCUCGCCGCCAAGGUGUUUUGCUGGAUGAUAUACCUGUGCGGAGAUCUGGUUCCAGAAGCAGAGGCUUAGAGCCGGCCCCGAGGGUCGUUCCGCAACCCGAGUCGCAGAUCAAUUACCAGGCCCCUCUCCUUGUAUACAUCCUCCUCUUCCCUCUCAACCUAGCAACCGGAGUCUUAGGUCGCCUGGGCAGGGCCAUAGGCUACAUAUUCCCAUUCCUACCCCGACUGUGGACAACUAUCUUCGCGAGGAAUACAGCCCGGGGCUCAAGGAGCAAUACCAGCGGACGUCGCGCCCUCAACCCACGCGACACGGCCGCACGUAAUAUUCGCGAAUUCGAAGAAGAAUACGGUCCACAUUCUCUACCCAUCUUUGAAAAUGGCUACGCUCAAGCCUAUGAUCUGGCUAAGCGCGAUCUAAAAUUCCUUUUAGUCGUCCUCUUCUCUCCUGAACAUGAUGACACCUCCUCCUUUAUCCGCGACACCCUCCUCGCCCCACCCGUCGCAGACUACAUUCGAGAUCCAACAAACAACAUCAUCUUAUGGCUAGGCAACGUUCUAGAUUCGGAAGCUUACCAAGUCGCUUCGGAAUUGCGUGUUACAAAACUACCCGUUGCAACUCUCAUGGUGCACACUCCUUCGGUCUCUUCCACCGCCUUCACCGUUAUCGCCCGCAUCGCCGGACCUAUGCCACCUGCUACCUUUGGAGCAAAGCUACGUUCUGCCGUCAGCCAGAAUAUCGAGCCCCUGGAGCGCGUCCGCGCAUCGCGUGCUGAACAGUCCGCAACUCGCUCCCUGCGUGAGCAACAAAAUACUGCAUACGAGCGCUCGCUUGCGCAAGACCGUGAGCGAGCGCGUAAGAAGCGCGAGGAAGAGGAAAAUCGCAAGCGCGAGGAAGAGGAAGCAGCAGAGAGGGAGGCGCAACAGCAGCGCUAUGAAGAAGAUCUAGCACAGUGGCGCAUGUGGCGUGCGCAAAGGUUGAAGCCGGAGCCUAGCGCGGACGUCAAGGAUGCCGUGCGGAUCAAUAUUCGCAUGCCAUCGGGCGAGCGAGUCAUGAGGAAGUUUGAAGCAGAUGCGCAACUGGAAGAGCUUUAUGCGUUUGUCGAAUGCUAUGACGUCAUCACUACAGGAGUGAAUGAGAGCGAGAAAAUCGAACAACCACAGGGGUUCUCGUUCGAAUACGGCUUCCUUCUCGUGAGUCCGAUGCCGAGAGAAGAAUACAAGCUUGUGGACGGUGGUACGUUGAAGGAGAGGAUAGGGCGGAGUGGGACUUUGAUAGUAGAGACAAUCGGCGGAGUCGAUAGCGAGGAGGAGGAAGACGAAGACGACGAAGAAGAAUGAGUGUACAUGUACACAAGGAGACGAGAUACACAAAAGGUCACUAUUGUAUAGAUCAAGGUGCACCAGGCAUAUAUUUAGCCAUAAGUAGCCAUUAUGACGGACUAUGUCCGUCUAUACAAGAAAGGUAUCAUAACAAUUGUCCGUUUAGACACCAUCUUGUCCAAAUGCAU
Pseudovirgaria hyperparasitica is the source of this 1876-nucleotide messenger RNA. RefSeq lists its product as uncharacterized. Bases 153 to 1706 code for a protein of 517 amino acids. Lineage: Eukaryota; Fungi; Ascomycota; Dothideomycetes; Acrospermales; Acrospermaceae. The transcript is spliced from 2 exons. The record is from RefSeq and is a predicted model, not a curated record. Gene Ontology annotation, molecular function: ubiquitin binding. Gene Ontology annotation, cellular component: endoplasmic reticulum.